CAUGCAAUCCUGCGACUGACCGAUACCAGCGGUACCCUGCACCAACAAGUCCUCGUCGCAAUAGGGGAACCCUAGAAUGUCGACGCUCGGUCUUUCUGUCUCAACACCAUUCUAGACGUACACGAUAGGAGUUUCGACAGUGUCCCUCUUUUGUCCAUUGCUCCGCCACCGCCCGACCUGCGCUUCCCCACCAUGGCGCAGUCCUCAACCCGCAGUCGGCCUCGUCGCGGCCCUCGAGUCCAGUAUCCGAAUGACGAUAGCGAUACCGAUGACCUACAUGAGUUCACCACCAACCCUCGACCUAACCGGGCUGCCCGUCGAAUACAGACAUACAGAGAAUCAAGUGACGACGAUAGCGAUGAUAUCUCAGAUCCCUUGUCCGGUGAAUCAGACUCUCAGUCCACCUCCACCCACUCGAGUGUUCGACCUCAAAGAACUACGAGAUCACAGCCACAUUCGCAGAAGCCGACAUGGCUACCAAAGAGGAAAUCAGGACCUGCACCAACACCCAGGCGGCAGCGCUUGCUCAACCCGAGCAAACGACAAAAAACUUCGUCUUCCAACCAGACUGGGAGCCAAAUGAAUGCGAAGCACUUAUUCAAAACCUACAAACAACAGAAGCCUUCGCUUUCCAACAACAACCGGAACAAAAUGAACACGAAGCUCUCUAAUGAUAUAUCAUUUUUAUCCGACAACAUGCGGAUUCCCCCGUGGCAGCAACUGCCGUACCUUGUUCUCGUGAACAUUAUGCAAUAUGCUGCAUAUCCACUCUACGGUCCGACGUCGCGAGCGCAGCCUUCGAUCAACUGGCUGUGUGCAACAGGGACCUUGUGUCGCUCCUUUCGCGAAGCCUGCACAGCAGCUUUGCUUUACAGCCCUCCUCUGUACCCACCAUGGCGAGCCCACAGUCUCAUCAAUCUGCUCGAGCAAGCUCCUGAGUCACUUUCAACUGAUUACCGGAGAAAGAUCCAUUUCCUCGACAUUGAAGUCAAACAACUUCUCGUUAAGAAGAGUGGUAUCUCAAUGGAUAGGUUGAUUUCUAUGACUCCUCUGUUGCAAGGGCUGAGACUCUAUUCCAACUACGAUGACCUCACAACUGUAAUAUGGGCACAACCGACAGCGAAGAAAUUCAAGUGGAGUUACCCGACAGAGCUCUUCGAACGUUUGGAGGCUGAUCAUCUCUUCAUGAGAAGCUUUGAGUGGAAUGGAAGGUUUCCGAAUACAGCCGACGUCCUCAGGAUAGCCGUGGAUGCUCAAUGCAGACCCUCUUUCAGCCGCUUGCGCGACCUAACGUUUCUUAACCUGAGUCUGCCCGAAAAGGCCAAGGAACCAGACAUCACCGAGGCGCGCAGCUUACUGAUCGGAGUGUUAAGCAGUGUCCCUGAAUUGCAGUCCCUGUCAUUUCGAAAUUGCGGCAUCGUUGACGAGAUUACUAUGCCAAUGCUUCCGCCUGGACUCCUACACUUGGAACUGACGAAUUGCCCCCGUCUUACCUCCGACGCUUUGGAGGGCUAUUUGACCGGCGGCUCCAGCCUCCGGGUCCUCAAACUUGAUGGCAAUCAGUCGAUGGAUUUGGGUUUCAUGGCCAACCUUCAAUCUCUGUGCCCUCACUUGCAACACCUAGAGAUCGAUAUGCUCUAUAUAGAUCCGACUUCCUUCCGCGACCGCGAACCCCUCUACGAUGAGCUACUACCUAAUGGACCUCCUACUUGGCCCACCUACCUUGCUAGCAUCUCGAUCGAAAAUAUGCGUCAAUUGACACAAGAAGCCGCAGAAGAAUUUCUCGCGUCGCUGGUUGAUUCUUCUGAGCAUCUGCCGCAACUAAGGAGACUCAACAUUAAGGCGAUCUUGAAAGAUGCCAGCUGGCGCGACCGGGCGAAGUUCAGACAGAGAUGGCUGCCAAAGCUAGAGAAUGUCUUUCUCAACACUGAAGAACCUUCCAAUGUCAGGAGCAAGUUGUCAAAGAAGAUACCUUCUGCAUCGCAGCGACAGAGCUCUCGGAUCGCAAACGGUCACCUCAAGAAGCUCAGCCUCAGCGAUACCACUGAUGAGAGCGACACGCCAGCUCCGAGUGCUAUUCAAGGCAGAUGUGACGUGGUAAACCUCGUGAUCUCGGACCAACGACCUGCCGAAACACAGUAUCACGAAAACGACUUCCUUGAUAGUGAACCGAGUGAUGACGGAGAGUGGAGGCAAGGAAACAGCCAGCAGGUUUCGACUGAAUACGCGUGGUAGUUGUACAGUUUGUCUGGAUGUUUGGAGCACAUCUUGUUGGGUGAUCAAGUUUCAUGACUGGUGACGAGUGUUGAUGUGUAAAGGCUUCUACGGUUGCAGAUAGAUUACUGCUCUUGAAAAGGAUUGGGACCGUGCUUGGGUCCCACAUGUAACAGACAUGGAAUAAAUGUGAGGGAUCGGAUUUGAUCCCAGGAGAAAAGAAUAAGAGAACUUAUGACAUCAAAAGCGACUAUAUCUGUAGGAUUUGAUUUUCUCCCAAUGCUCGUGUUAGGUAGGUGUUGAGAGAAGACCACUUUC
Cladophialophora immunda is the source of this 2532-nucleotide messenger RNA. RefSeq lists its product as uncharacterized. The transcript has a single exon. Lineage: Eukaryota; Fungi; Ascomycota; Eurotiomycetes; Chaetothyriales; Herpotrichiellaceae. The coding region runs from base 193 to 2235 and encodes 680 amino acids. The record is from RefSeq and is a predicted model, not a curated record.